AGGGGAAAGCGAACACACUCUGCUUUAAUUCAGAGUGGCCUGGGCUACAGGGGGUAUUUAGGGCAGACUAUUCCGCGAGGUGGAGUGCGAUUAUAAAAAUAGAUAUUCUCGCUAAAUUCCAAGCUUCCUAAAGGAUGCGUAAGCAACCAGAAAGGUUAAAUUUCUCGCGAUAUCUUAAGACAUUCGGCGUAAUAGGCCUCAGUGGGCCACACUGCUGAAAAAGUAGGGGAAGCUCGCGAGAUCUCUGCAGUUGCCGAGGAGACUAGAAGAAGAGGUGAUCUCGCGAAAGAAAAGAGGUCGGGAGCGCUCGCGAGAUCUCAGAUCGCCGGACCCGAAAGGUUUUUCAGAAGUUGAAGGGCCGAGAGGAGGCCCCGGGGCAAAUGGCCGGAGCUGGACCAACCAUGCUGCUACGAGAGGAGAAUGGCUGUUGCAGCCGGCGUCAAAGCAGCUCCAGCGCCGGGCGCGUGUCCCGCCCCGCGCAGGACUCAGACGGGGAGCGCGAGGACUCGCCGGCUGCGCGCGCCCGACAGCAGCUGGAGGCGCUGCUCAACAAGACUAUGCGUAUUCGCAUGACAGACGGACGGACACUGGUCGGCUGCUUCCUCUGCACCGACCGCGACUGCAAUGUCAUCCUGGGCUCGGCGCAGGAGUUCCUCAAGCCGUCGGAUUCCUUCUCUGCCGGGGAACCCCGUGUGCUGGGCCUGGCCAUGGUACCAGGACACCACAUCGUUUCCAUUGAGGUGCAGAGAGAGAGCCUGGCGGCGCCUCCUUAUCUCUGACCACGAUCGCGCGUGCCUUUCAGACUUCAUUAAACCUAUAACAGAA
Molecule: messenger RNA, 825 nt
Organism: Ceratotherium simum simum (southern white rhinoceros)
Lineage: Eukaryota; Metazoa; Chordata; Mammalia; Perissodactyla; Rhinocerotidae
Source: RefSeq, a predicted model, not a curated record